Passer domesticus (house sparrow) is the source of this 3450-nucleotide messenger RNA. It is a transcript of the gene RGS21, whose product is annotated as regulator of G protein signaling 21. Bases 2627 to 3085 code for a protein of 152 amino acids. The transcript has 7 exons. The record is from RefSeq and is a predicted model, not a curated record. Lineage: Eukaryota; Metazoa; Chordata; Aves; Passeriformes; Passeridae.
UUUUUUUUUUCUAGAAGAGGGUCCUUUUAGUGAGGGAAAAUGAGCAUCUACUAUUUAGUGCUGUGCUGCAGUCGAAGAUGAAGUAGGCAUGGAUUUAGCAUAAGUCUGUAAUGCUGUUCCAGGAUUGAUCCGACUCAGGGCUGACCCUGCCCAGAUGGAUUUACAGCACAAAUCUUAGGGUAGUAGCAGAGAACACAGUCAGGCUUCUCUAGUUUUGGCAGAAUCCGUGCCACAGUUAUGUAAAUCUUCUCACUGAGCCACCGUAAUGCAAAUAAUACAUAUACAAAGCCUGUUGAGCAAGUACUAUUAUUGUUUUAUGUAGCAGCUUUUUAUAUUUAUAUAUGACAUUCUGGAUUCAGCAAGAGUUCCCAAAAUAUUCUUCCUGUCAACACAAUAAUUUACUCUACCCAAACACUGCACUUUACUCCUUACAUAGAUGAAGUCUCAAGACACAAAGCAUGAGGGAAACAAUCUGCUGGCUUGUGUGGCACCAAGGUUUUCCUCCUGUUUCAACACUUCAGUCUAAUUAGAUGCUUUAAAUUGGCUGAAGGUGCUGUUGUUUAAUUUGAGGGAGGUGGAAAUACAUGGGACCAAAUAUUUUCUUCCAGUUGUGGAUUUUUUAUUUAACAAAAGACAACUUAACUGAUUUUUCAAUUGACAGGAAACAAGAAUGAAAUCUAAGAUAAAUAAUCUCACAGAAGAAUGUUGAUUUCCAUCUUCCAGUGAAGCAGGCAAUCAGUAACACGGCUCUUACAUGCUUUUACAUGUUACAACUUUUAAGUUACUCACAAACAGCAGAUCAUCUUCCUCUCCUUUUGUCCCCAGCUGCUCAGCUUGCCUUAAACAGGCACUGCUUUGAAUGCAGCUCCCUCUCUUUCCACACAUGCUGCCAAAGACCUCAGCCGAGAAAAAAAAAGCAGAAAAUCAUCUUCCUCUCAUCAGUGAUUCAUAUGCUCAUGAACUUACUCCUUGCUCAGCUGCCUAUCCCAGAUCCCACUCUGUUCUUUGCAUUUUAGUCAAAUGCCUCAAUCAAAUGCCCUUUAAGCUCCUGUGUGGCUCUGUGCCAAAGAUAAAAAUGUAUUUCCUCUAUCCAACACCGAAGCUUGCUUCCAAUUUUACUUUUCUCCUUGUUAAUGUGUUGCUAUCUUCCAUUUGUUGGGCUCUUAUCACUUAGGGCUGGUCUCAUAAAAGCUCCCUCUGGUUCAUACCAAAGCUUUUCUCUCUCAUUUCCUAAAUAUAAUCUGUUUGUGUAACCUCCUCCUAAUUCUCCCUUCUACUUUACAGGAAAUUAUUUGGAUUCCCAGAUUUACAGUCUAGCCUCUACCAUUGCCUUCUCCAUGAAGGGUAACUAAAAUUAACUAGCAAGAAACAGAAUCCUACCACAGCCAUUUGAGAGCUUUCAAGCAGGACAGAACAUAAGGCUGAAGCCUAAAAAAAGGACAACUCUGAACUCUCAUUUCUUCACCAUAAAAUUUGCUCAUAAGGAAGACACUCUUGUUUCUUCACAGCUGAGUGGCCUCAUUUUAAAUUUCUGCAGCUAAUGCUAUUCCAGUUUUUCCUGGUUGCACAUUUUUUGAGAAUUGUUUCCAAUUCUUUUCCAAUGGAGGUUUGUGAUUGUAUAGCACUUAAAAAUCCUGAAUAUGAGGAGCCCAGAGCACUGUAAAAUAUUUUGACAGCUUGUUCUUGAAAUCAAAACAUUUCACCUGAAGGGCAUAGUUUGCUUGGGUGGAAAAUAACAGCUCAUUUUCUUAUGCAAAACAAUUCUGUAGCAUACUGAAGGCACACAGAGUUAUUCACAUGGAAAAAUAUAAAUUAUUUUGUGAAUUGCCUAUGCUGUGCAGGGCUGUGGGAAGGUGGGCAUUUACAUAGUGUUGUGAUUAAGGUGUAUUUGCAUCCCCGUGGGACAGGCAUUUCCAUGUUCUUAGGAUGUCAGCAGUGCUUGGAUCAAGGUGGCUUCUCCCAACAUAAGGGAUGCACCCAAGUCCCCGUGGGCUUCGACUGCUUGGGGCAGCAGAACAUUAAUAUUUUUUUUCUGCUGAGAUUACUUUGUACAAACCAGCAAUACCCAAGCAAAUCUCUGCAUGGAAUGGAAUAGAAUUAACAGAGGCCAAGCGCUGAGGAGCAUUAACACACUGACCUGCUGGGAAACACCAGCACAUCCAUUGGAGAGUGUGAGCUUUUCUCACUUUGUGCUCAGUGAAAUAUCAGAGUUUCCUUCCAGAAACAAUUAAGUUCCAAGCAGAGGAAGUACAGAGAAAUACAACCAGCUAGUUUCUAUGGGAAGAAGUGGCUGUGCCUAACUUUGUUAUCUUUCUGUAUUCAGAGGGCAAUCAUAGCUCCUCUCUGCUUUCGUCUUAGAGACAAACUGGUCUUUCAUUCUUCUCCUGCACGACAGUUCAAUUCUCCUGCUCGUCCCAGUAAUGCACCUCUCCAUAUCUGUUUCCAUCUGAUUUCAUCUUUCUGGAGCACAAUUGACCAGAUUCACUGGUUUUUUGUCCCGUGUGAAGUUCAUCAAAUAGAUUGGCCCGAAACUUCUUUUACAGAUCUACAAAAGCUUGAAGAUCAGUCAGAAAAAGAAACUCUGCCUUCCCUGAGACAGUCAGACAGACAAACAGUGGAACAAAAAAUGCCAGUGAAAUGUUGUUUCCACAGGUCAAAUGCUGGGGAAAGCAUGGCCUGGUCUGAGUCUGUGGAUACAGUACUAUCCAAUAAAGAGGGCCUGGCAGCUUUUCGGACAUUUUUGAAAUCCGAGUUCAGUGAGGAGAAUGUGGAGUUCUGGCUGGCCUGCGAGGACUUCAAGAAAACCAAAUCCUCCACCAAGAUUGCCUUGAAAGCCCAGAAGAUUUAUUCUGACUUCAUACAAGCUGAUGCUCCAAAGGAGAUUAAUAUUGACUUCCAUACCAAAAAUGACAUCUCCCAGAACAUCUCUGAGCCCACCCUCAGCUGCUUUGAUGCUGCUCAGAGCUCAGUCUACUGUCUCAUGGCAAAGGACUCUUUUCCCAGGUUUCUGAGGUCAGAAGUGUACAAGGAACUGGUGAAGAAGCACCAGGACAGAAAUCAGAAGAGAUGGCUCCCGUUUCUGUGAGGAAAAACACUGAGGCUUUAGGAAUUGAUAAUGCCUCCCAUUGCAAUUCUGUACAGAUAAUAUUCAUUAUUAAAGUGAUUGCAGAAGCCACUUUCAAGAAUCACCUGUGCCAGCUUGUUUUUAAGUAAAAAUUGCACGUGAUGCUUUCUAAUAACAGUAGAAAAAUAGUCAAGAAGCAGGAUGGAAUAUGCUAGACACUUGAGCUACCUUCCUAAUAAAAAAGUUUGCCAUUGUUGUUUUUUUCCCAGUGUUUGCUUCAUUUUUCAAAGAGAUGUGAGAUUUUAAAGCGUAAUGCUUUGGUUUUCUUGUUUGCUGUUGAUUCCUCUUUAGAAGUACAACCUCCUAAAUAAAUCCCUUUCAGGAGA